UGCUCGAAGCAACUCCUCUUCUCGGGCAACUAUCCUAUCGUCACCGUCCUCAGCCGAGACGAGUUUGCAUUUGCAGAUAACAUCUUCACCUCCAUCAACGCGUCGACUUGGACGGGAUCGCUCUGGAGCUUCUCGAUGACUGCUCCGGCCACGACCAUCCUGCUCCAGAUCCAGGUCCGCAGCUAUGGCUACUUUUGGAUCGAUGCCAUCAACGGCAUCAUUCAAACCACCAUCGCCCCGCUCCCGGUCGCCUGGUACUAUCGAGAUCUGGCUUCCCUUGGAUCGCUCUCCUCGGUGUUGAGCCCAGGCGGAUACUGGGGAGGAUCCCUGGCCAUUGCUUUGGCUCAGAUGCCAGCUGUGUCGACGCUGUGGUUCGCUGGCCCCUCAGCGAGCACUUCGCCAUCGACUACGGUCUUGGUGAGCUUUGACGGCUUCCAAACCUUCAAGGCGCUCGUCAUUCAGCCUCCAAACGCAGUUCCGGUUUCAAAUCUGUGCGGAGGACCCAACACAAUGAACAUUCGCCAGAUUGUUGCUCUGACAAACAGCUUUGUGGCUGUCACUGACAGCGGCGUAUUUCAACUGACCGACUCCCAGGGAGCAUUGACAUGGAACCUGGUGCUGCAGCAGUGUGUCACUCGCAUGAUCUACGCAGCGCAGGAGCCUGCGUUUAACGAGCUCGAGAAGUGGGCUCCGCUUCUACUGAUUCAGUCCUCCAGCUCGCGAGGGCCACGAGCCUGGCUUCUGGCGAACGAAACCAGCGCUUUAUCGGAGCUUCUGAGCUCGAGCGGGGCCACAUAUGCGGAAGCAAUGGGUGUGUUGCCUCAGCGGCUCACACUUCUCGCAGGAGCGGCAAGCACAGCGACAAGCGACGGGGCUGUAUUGUUAGUCCAGUCGUCCGGAAGCGGAUACAUCAUCGUGCAAUACCAGAUAUAUAUGCAAUCGUGGAGCAACCUGUAUACAUUCCCAUCCACAGUUCCUGUGGCGACAAGCACCAAUGGGGUGUAUGCUGCUUCGAACCUCAUUCAAACAGCGACUGGGCUUUGGACCGGCACUACGUACACCCUCGUUCUCAGCGAUAUGGCCAUGCAUCGCGACAUAUCAAGAACUUUGUUUGUGUGGGGCAACGCCCUGUUUGUGAGUCUCGAUGGUGGCGCAUCGUUUGUGCUGCUGCUGUCUUUCUCCAGUGCGAGCACGACCAUCACGUCCUUUGCAAGCGAUGUCGGUGGACUCUUUGUCGUCGAAACAUCGGACAACCAGCUCUGGAUGGGGCGUGUUAGCUACGCUUCCAUGAUCCAGCUCUACGGAUCUCGCUCGACACCAUCUACGUCCUACACGCCGUUCUUUGACAUCAACGGCUAUCUGAAUGAGCUACAGCUGAGCGCCACCGGCGUUGCAGUUCAGGAGAUUCCGUUGCAGGCCAUCGGCGUUGUCGCCUACAUGAGGUCGCUGACCUGCCCGUAUUCAGGCAUGGAGUUUAUCUUGCCCCCAAACUCAGAGUACUACAUUCGGAGCAACGCGCCAACUUCGAUAUCAAACCUGAGACUUCCGCAAUCCAUCUUUCUGGACAAGGGCGGUAUCUUUUCCUUUCAGAUCGUGGUUAGCCCAGCGCCAUCUCUCGCAGACAUCGAGCAACUCAGCCUGGAGUUUAUCCUGAGCGAUCCUUACCAUAUCCAGGCUCAGUGGGCCAAGACCAUCGACUGGAUAAACAGGGUGGUUGUGUAUCAGGUCACCAUCACCGAGUUCGGAACACAGAUGGGGUAUCUUGGCGUCGGGGAGCAGUUCGGCAAGACACUUUUUACCGUCUUGGUCUCCAACGAGUGUCUGGCGUGCGGAUAUCAGGGAGCACACUCGAUGAUUGUCUACACAGGGUGUCCACCGUUCCAGGGCUUGGUGCUGCCCAGCAGCAUCGGAACAUGUCCCGGCGACCCGGAAACUCCGUGCUUUUCAUUUUCGAACGACUUUUAUAUUGACUUUCUGCUCAGCGACUGGAUCACGGGCAACAUAACUCCGUACAACAGCCCGCAGAUGAUGCUGAUCGUCGGAGGUGGUCCGAGUCUCUCCAGCAUACAAAUGUAUUCCUCCGAUCAGAUCGCCCGCUUUAACCCAGGCAUCAGCGGCUCGGCGCGGUAUCUCAUUUAUACACUCUACGACAGCACCAUUUCGUUUGUCAAUGCCAGCCUGCCUGUCUCAUGGGUCUGUCAGCCGAGAUCCCCGUGCUAUGGAGUGCUGCCCAUGGUCAAUGGCUGGGAGUCGCCAAACUACUACUUCAUGCUCAACAUCUCCUUUGACCAGACGUUCACCCAGACAUCGUAUUGCAGCUCGCAGCUGCAGAUGGCCAUUCGGGUGUACAGCCUGCCGAUCGCCUUCGAGACCAGCUCGAUCUUCCUGAGCGUGACGAUCCUGUUGGCUGUCGGCGGCUCGUCGCUCUUCAUCGUGGGAUACUCCAAGAUCAUGGUCAAGCGGAUGCGCACAGAGCUCGCUAAAGUCGCCCCAGAGUCGUUUUCGAUCUCCAAGCCGACGUCGUUUAUGCUGGUACCGAGCCCUAAACACUCCGAGGCCCGUUUGCGGGCUCUUCAGAUCGAUCGGUCCGCGCGCGCUUCACGCACACACUCGGAUCAGCUCCUGCCCGAAGGGGGUAUUGCCGAAGAUCACCUGUCCAUGGAGCAACCGGCCUCAGUUCCCACCAACUACCGCUCCUCCACCGUAUUGCCGCAGCCGAUCACAGCGACCAUCAUCGAGGAGGACUCGCAAGACCUGAUGGACAGCCGCGAGAGUACCGGGUCAGCCAAGGACAGCGACUUGGCAGAGGGCAGCCAGGCCAGCUCCAUGGACGAAGACGCCGAGAGCAUGGAGGGUGAGAUCGGCAGUGUCUACGAUGAUCAGGAGCUUGUGACAGCACCAUUAGCACUGCCCAUGAUGAAUCGUCGGAUUCCUUUCACCCAACCAGAGUAGCCCCAUGACGUGGCUGCUUCCGUGCGGCACUAGCAGGCGAGCCCUGUGUCUUCCUCGAUGGCAUCUGCUCUAUAUCACCGACUGCUGGACCAAUCAAUACGAUUCGUGAAUUAGAGAUGCUCGGCAGAUGCGUGGUCCA
Polychytrium aggregatum is the source of this 3091-nucleotide messenger RNA. RefSeq lists its product as uncharacterized. The record is from RefSeq and is a predicted model, not a curated record. The transcript has 14 exons. Gene Ontology annotation, cellular component: CatSper complex; motile cilium; sperm principal piece. Bases 136 to 2952 code for a protein of 938 amino acids. NCBI's taxonomy places the organism in Eukaryota, Fungi, Chytridiomycota, Chytridiomycetes, Polychytriales.